AUGCCGACCGCGAAAAGAUUGAAAAGCGAUGCAAAGUCUAAGUCUCGCGGUACCGAACCACGACCAACCAUUGCCGACUUGGAGGGCGAGAGCGAGUUCGCCCAGCUUGCAAGGCAACAUUGGCUGAAGACUACUAAACGAGCUAAGAGAGUUAAGGUCAAGAAUGAGAUACUGAAACGUGAUAUUUGGGAUGUGCUCGAGAAAGAUAGUUUCCCCUACAGGUUAUUACUUGUACUCGAAGGAUUACAGACCCUCGAAAGUUACCUUUGGCCUGGAUAUUCCGAAGACUCAUCUAAUUUCCACGUCCUCCUAAUAGUCCUGAUAACGAACGUCAAAGCAAGGGAAAGACUUGAGACAUGGAGCAUCUUCGAGGACCGUCCAGCCGAGUUCUCGAGUUUAUUCACCCGCGUGCUCUCUAUGACUCUUGAUCAGACGCUAUCUCUACCGAUACGAACCCACCUACUUUGUUUUACCAUAUACGCCUUUCAGAGCCUUGAUUGGGCAAGUGUGAGAAAGGAAUGUGCCCCUUUGGUUUCUAUAGGCAUAUGGCACAAUCUUUCUACCGAGUCGAAACGAGAAAAUAAAUUGGGUCAAAAUGCACAGCUCAGAAAAGCCUGGAAGGCGGCAGGCAAAAGGUACGACUCGGCAGAUGAUGCAACCAAGGCCCGGUUACGAUUUGAGAGAGCCUGGCUUUAUACUUUGACACUGGACUUUCUACGUUUGCUCUACGACGAGAAAAGAAAAGAAGAACAUGUCGUCUAUUGCGAGCGAUUCGUCGAAUUUAUUUCCGACUUGUUGAGUCAGCUUCCAACAAGGCGAUACGUCAACACUUUGCUUCAAGACCUACAUAUCUUACCUGCUCUACGGCUUUCCCCCAUGUUUAACGACGAGGAAAACGGGUUACUUCGUGAUCAAUAUUCUCUAUUGAGUCAUUAUGUUCACUUCACUAUAGAUGAUCAGACAGGGGCUCAACAUAGUCGAACAGAAGCAUAUGAUCGACAUUGCGCCAAGCUUGCAAACCUCCAGCGAACAUCAUUGCGAUAUUUCAAGGAAAAGCUAACAGUAUUAGCGUUGUCUAAUUACGGGUCCAUAGAUAAAAGGAGCGAACUGGAAAAUCUUCUAGAGGCUCUAACAGAUGAAGAGAUCAAGAGACUUGCUACUUUGCUCGAGCUUCGAACAGAAUACCCCGAGUCAGUCCAAGUUACUAUCAAUCGGUCAUUUUUGAUGGAGAUUCUCUUAUCGACCUACGAGAAGCGCAAGACGUUCCAAGAGAUUGCUCAAGAUAUCAACAUUCUUCCGACUGAAGAUAGCCUUUUCGAUCAAGAACUACUAAGGACGGAUAACUAUGACGGAUCUAAGCCGCUUGCACUUCCUAAGCUCAAGCUACAAUACCUAUCAGUGGGUGAUUUCCUAUGGAGGGCCCUGGUGCUUUACCGCUGCGAAGCUUUUUACGGUAUUAGGAAAGACAUUGGCGAUGCGUUGAGGCGGCUACGACCAGAAUCGAAACGUCCAGGAGAGACAACAUUCGCCGGCUUUUCGAGAAUGGCUCUUCCCAUAUCUCGGCCUUCUAUUAUCGAAGUCGUGCCACCACGCGUUGGCGAUGAUAAACCUUCCGCUGUUAAUGCUGAAAUUUCGCUCGACGUUCGUCGGCUUGCUGACAACAUUCGAAGAGAUUGGGAUUCGUUACGCCCGGAUGAUGUAGUAUUUCUUGUUGCAGUGGAUGCUUCGGUGUCAAAAACUAUCUCCAACGGGGGCGCUCACGCAAUCUCCGAAGCGCAAAAAUUAGGGCUGAUAUCUGUGCGGGCUGCCGAGGUUGCCCAAGUCAUGGAUGAUAAAGGAAAAUCUAUUAGAGAUCCUACCACUUACUUCAGCGGGCAUAACAGAUCACCAACAAGAAGGCUACAACUAAGAUUAGACCCAAAAGCUUACAGAGAAGAUUCAGAUCGAAUCUCCAAAGGCAAACCAGACGUAUACGAGCGAAUCAAUCUAAUCGUCCGGCGAAGCGGCCGAGAAAAUAACUUCAAGCCUGUGUUAGAAUCUAUUCGUAGCUUAUGCCUUUCAGAAGUACCCCUAGCAUCCUGGUUACACGAGAACUUCCUUGGCUACGGCGACCCUGCCGGCGCUACGUAUAAGCAUCUGCCAAACCGAAUUGGAAAACUCGACUUCAGGGAUACGUUUUUGGACUGGCAACACUUGGUUGCGAGUCUACCUGGAAAAACCAUUGAACCAGGCUUCAAUGUGACCGCAAGCUUCGGUCCUCCUUACGUGCUAGAGUCAGUGGAUAAACCCCCAGAAGAUAAAACGAUCAAACCCUCUAAGAAGCGAAGAAGGGAUGCCGUGCCCGCUCUAAAUUCCGAUAUUGAGACGUAUAAUGUCUCUACAUAUAAGCCGCCUAAUACUGGUCCAUAUCCCGUCGAUGCCCCAAAGCUGAAUAGCGUCCGUUUCACACCAGCUCAGAUUGAUGCGAUAAUAUCCGGCACUCAACCCGGCCUUACCGUUAUCGUUGGCCCGCCUGGGACGGGCAAGACUGACGUGGCGACGCAGAUCAUCAACAACAUAUACCACAACUUCCCCGAGCAGCGCACUCUGCUAGUUGCACAUUCUAACCAAGCUCUGAAUCAAUUAUUUGCGAAGAUAGUAGCUCUGGAUAUUGAUGAACGACAUCUUCUUCGUCUUGGUCACGGAGAAGAAGAUCUCGACACUGACGGGAAUUUCAGUAAGCAUGGCCGAGUGGAGUCUUUCCUUGAGAUCAGGGAUCGUUACCUUCAGGAAGUAAAUCGUUUAGCAGCUAGUAUAGGUGCUCCUGGAGCCCAUGGGAACUCUGCCGAGACGGCGGGAUAUUUCAACUCUGUCUACAUUAAACCUGCCUGGGCCAAAUUCACCGAGAUAGUCAAAUCGGAAGGUUCUUCGGCGACUGAUAUCAUCGAUGCCUUCCCGUUCCAUAAUUACUUUUCCGAUGCCCCUCAGCCCCUGUUCCCCUCGGAGAGCGAUCGAGAAACUGUGCUAGACAUAGCUAAUGGCUGCUACCAUCAUAUAUCAAAAAUAUUUUCCGAGCUAGAAGAUGUCUUACCAUUCGAGAUCCUACGGCGAGAUCGAGACAAGGCCAACUAUCUUCUAACGAAUGAAGCUCGCAUCAUUGCCAUGACAUCAACACAUGCCGCAAUGCGCCGCACUGAGAUUGCCUCCCUUGGCUUCCACUACGACAACGUGGUUAUGGAGGAGGCGGCCCAGAUUACUGAAGUUGAGAGUUUCAUUCCUUUGGCUAUGCAAAAGCCUGAAGGUGGACAGAUGGCCCUACAAAGGGUCGUUCUCUGCGGUGAUCACUACCAGAACUCCCCUGUCAUACAGAGUCUUGCCUUUAGACAUUAUGCCAAUCUUGAGCAGUCCCUUUUCUCUCGAUUCGUCCGCUUAGGAGUGCCUGUUAUCACACUCGACCAGCAAGGGCGUGCCCGUCCAUCCAUUGCGGCGUUGUACCAAUGGAGAUACCCCAACCUGGGGAACCUACCGCAUGUCGAAAGCCUGAAAGAGUUCCAAACUGCCAAUGCCGGAUUCAAAUAUGAUUACCAGUUCAUCAGUGUCCCCGACUACAAGGGCCAUGGAGAAGUUGAACCGACGCCUCAUUUUAUUCAGAAUCUAGGUGAAGCAGAAUACGCAGUUGCUAUAUACCAGUACAUGCGGCUCUUAGGCUACCCCGCGUCGAAAAUCAGUAUCCUUGCCACUUACGCUGGUCAGCGGGCCCUUAUCAAAGAUGUGCUAUUCCAUCGAUGUGCAAAGAAUCCUAUAUUCGGUUUGCCUAAGAUAGUUACAACUGUCGAUAAAUACCAAGGCGAACAAAACGAUUAUAUUAUCCUUUCACUUACGCGCACAUCGAGGGUCGGCUACCUUCGAGAUAUUCGGCGUCUUACUGUGGCGCUCUCUCGUGCCCGACUCGGAUUAUAUAUCCUUGGUCGAAGAGAGAUUUUUGAAGCAUGUUACGAGCUACGCCCAGCUUUCGAGCUGCUACUUCAACGGCCAGAUAAACUUACCCUUGCAACUGGUGAGAUGUGGCCUUCGGAGCGCAUACAGGCGGAAGAAGACGGGACGGCCGUACCUGGCGAAGCGGUAAUGGAAGGAAUCGAGCAUCUGGGCCAGUUUGUCUACGAAAUGACAACCACAAAAAUAAGUCAGCUACGUGCGGAGCGCGGCUUGCCGGGGACGGUCGAUCCACCCGAGCAAAUAUUGCAGCCUGUUGCGGAGGAAGAUGAAGUUGGUUAUGUUGGUGAGAGCGACGAAGAAGUCGACGAGGACGUGCCAAGCGAUAGAAUUGAGGCUGAGGAAGCAUAG
Daldinia childiae is the source of this 4323-nucleotide messenger RNA. RefSeq names its product Intron-binding protein aquarius. The record is from RefSeq and is a predicted model, not a curated record. The transcript has 2 exons. Gene Ontology annotation, molecular function: helicase activity; mRNA binding. Gene Ontology annotation, biological process: mRNA splicing, via spliceosome. Gene Ontology annotation, cellular component: catalytic step 2 spliceosome. Bases 1 to 4323 code for a protein of 1440 amino acids. Lineage: Eukaryota; Fungi; Ascomycota; Sordariomycetes; Xylariales; Hypoxylaceae.